AUGAUGGAAAACCAUAAAAUAGUACUAUCAAAGGAGUUCAUACAAGAUUAUUCAAAGGAUAACGAUAACAGUUAUGAAAAGGGCACACAUGAAGAACCUGAUGAAGUAAGCGUGACUCAACUUACCGUGGACCCAGAAAAGUUGUCUUCGUGCUCAAAAUCACAGGAAGAUCUGUCGGAUUGCAUAAAGAACUAUUACAAGAUGUUUUUGGACGAAGAUCCAGUAAACGAUGAAAAGGAAAGACCAGUAGAGCUUUUAAAAUGUGGAAAGUUUUUCAAUGAUUACGAAUCUUGCUUAAAAAAGAUGUAG
Messenger RNA from Theileria orientalis strain Shintoku, 309 nucleotides. RefSeq lists its product as hypothetical. The record is from RefSeq and is a predicted model, not a curated record. NCBI's taxonomy places the organism in Eukaryota, Apicomplexa, Aconoidasida, Piroplasmida, Theileriidae. Bases 1 to 309 code for a protein of 102 amino acids. The transcript has a single exon.